Messenger RNA from Cheilinus undulatus (humphead wrasse), 2178 nucleotides. Its product is annotated as GTPase IMAP family member 7-like. NCBI's taxonomy places the organism in Eukaryota, Metazoa, Chordata, Actinopteri, Labriformes, Labridae. Gene Ontology annotation, molecular function: GTP binding. The coding region runs from base 70 to 1101 and encodes 343 amino acids. The record is from RefSeq and is a predicted model, not a curated record. The transcript is spliced from 2 exons.
ACGGAGUCAGACCACAGAGGACAGAGGUACAGAGGACUGGGAGGCAGUUAGAAGCCAACUUUUCACAACAUGGACACAUCAGACAGAAGAAUUGUCCUUCUAGGAAAAACCGGAGUGGGGAAGAGCAGCCUGGCCAGCACCAUAUUUGGGGAGGAUUCCUUGGAAAAUAACCCAACUCCAAAAUCAGACACAAUUAAAUGUGAAGUAGAAACCAAAUCUGUCAGUGGAAGAAGCAUCACUGUGAUCGACACCCCUGGUCUCUUUGACACCGACAGGUCUGAAGAUGAACUGAGGGCUGAGAUAGUGAGAUGUGUCGUUGAGAGUGCUCCUGGGCCUCAUGCUUUCCUCCUUCUGCUCAAAGUGGACAAGUACACCGAGCAUGAGCAGGCUGUCAUCAAUAAAAUCCAAGAAUACUUUUCUGAAGACGUCUUCAACUAUGCAAUAGCUGUCUUCACUCAUGGUGAUCAGCUUGGUGAAGGACAGACAUUGGAAGAUUUUGUCGGCCUGGAUCAGUACCUCACCGAUCAUGUGUGGAAGAAGUGUGGAGGCCGCUGCUUUGUCAUCGACAACAAAUAUUGGCAAGACAAACCAAAAGAUGAAUACAGGAGCAACCAGUUCCAAAUUAAAGAGAUCCUGAAGUCAAUAGACAAGAUGAUAAAGGCCAACAAGGAUGGCUACUACACCAAUGAGAUGUAUCAAGCAGUGGAGGGAGAAAUACAAGAAGACAUGAAAGUUAUUAGACGAUCAUCAGUAAACAUGUCAGAGAACGAGAUCAGAGAGAAGGCUAAGAAAAGUACAACUGAGAAGCUUUUGAUCGGACUGGCAGGUGUAGCAACAGGUGUAAUAUUAGGAGCAUUGCUUGGUCUAUCAACAUCAAUAAUGGCUGUAAUGGGAGUAGUAGUUAAACAGAAAAUGAGCCCUGGGCUACUUGUCAAAGCAGUGACAAAAGCAGCUGCUAUAGGACAUCAGGCAGCUAAGGGAGCAGACUCCCCAAUGGAGGCAGCAAAGAAGACAGUAGAGGCUGUCAAGGACGAAGCUCAGUCAGUCUUCAGAGGGCUUUUACAUAAAAAGAACGAAAAAUCAGAAAAAAAAGACCCCUGAUAGACCAAGAGAACGGGCCCUCCCCAGUUGUAAUUUAUUGAAACUAUCAAGGCAUGUGUGUUUAGCAUAAGGGCUAGCAUCCUCACUAAGUUAUUUCACUUUGGAGCUGAAGAAUGUCUUUCCCAACCUUUUCUUUAUAUUUUUGACACUGAAGCCAUUUUGCCACUUUAAGAGCUCUUGCCUCCAAUUUUUCUUUUCAUUUUUCCACAAUUGACCAAUUUUUGAAACUUUACAAUAGGGAUGCAACAAUUUGUUGCUGUUGUCGACAAUAAUCAAUAAUGACUUCCGUCUGAGACACAUUUUACUUUCGAUGAUUCGUUUGCUGUGUCCGUGCACUUUUUUUGUCUAUAUUUUUUGUUCAUACAUGUUUUUAAGUAUGUUGACGUUCUUUUGUAAGCUGUUUUUAAAAAAAAUAAAAAAUAAAAAUAAAAAUAAAAAUUGAGCCGUCAAAGCUAUCAAGGGAUCCCACAGCAUGGCACCCAACAAGUUGACUGAUCGUUUCAGUUGUCGGCGACUCGUCAACUAUAGGAAUAGUCAUUAGUUGGAUCCCUACUUUAAAAUUGUAAAUCUCCACCUUUUCCCCCAUUUUGCCUCUUUUAAGACCCCUUCCACUACUAUUUCUGCCUGUUCUUGCCACUUAACACAUUUCUACCACAUUCUUCCUUUUUUUUGGGUCUCUUUUAACCCAUUUUCCAAAUUUCAAAUUCUUUUUCGCCCCCUUUUCUGCUGUCUUUUUACACUUUAAAGUCAUUUUGACACAUUUAGAACCCUUUCCACCAUUUUUUUGCCCAUUCUUGCCUCUGUUUACCUAUUGUUGCCGCUUUCCAUACUUUUUGCCCCUGUUAACCCAUUUUUGCUGUUUUUAAGCUCAUUUUUAUUCUGUUGAAGAGGGUUUUAUACAACAGCAUAAUUUAAUUUUAAAAAGUUUAUGUUGCUUUGAUACAGUGGUCAUUAUUCAGGUUUAAAAAUAUGGUUAUAAAGCUUUACUUUACCAUGAUUUUGCUGACCUCCAUGGGCCCUCCAUUUGGCUGGGCCCCAGAAAGCUCUCCCCUUCACCCACCUUGACCUUGCCUACAG